CAUCAGAGGCUCCUGAUUACCAGAGAGGGUGGCCCAGGACAGAACCUGCCUCUGCUCUCCUCGCAGACUCCACGGGGCUGGUCCCCGGCCCUGGAGGAACUUAGCAGGGCCCUCUGGCCAACCUAGGACCCCGAGAUGGCCUCCAGCUCAGCCAGCACCCCCCGCCCGGCCCCUGAUGAGAAUGAGUUUCUCUUUGGGUGUCCCGCCACCGUUUGCCAGGACUCACCGGAGCCCAGGGCCCUCUGCUGCACAGGCUGUCUCUCUGAAAACCUGAGGAACGACGAGGAUCGGAUCUGUCCCAAAUGCAGAGGGGACACCCUCCAAUCUGUAAGCCCAGGAAGCCUUCUGACUCAGGAGAAGGUUCACCCCGAGGUGGCUGAGGCUGGAGUUGGAUGCCCCUUUGCAGGUGUUGGCUGUUCCUUCAAGGGGAACCCACAGUCCAUGCAGGAGCAUGAGGUCACCUCCCAGGCCUCCCACCUAAACUUGCUGUUGGGGUUCAUGAAACAUUGGAAGGUCCAGGUGGGCUCUGGCCUGGGAUCUGGGCCCAUGGCUCUGGAGCAGAACCUGUCAGACCUGCAGCUGCAGGCAGCCGUGGAGGUGGCGGGGGACCUGGAGGUGGACUGCUACCGGGCACCUUGCUCUGAGAGCCAGGAGGAGCUGGCCCUGCAGCACUUCAUGAAGGAAAAGCUCCUGGCCGAGCUGGAAGGGAAGCUGCGUGUGUUUGAGAACAUUGUCGCCGUCCUCAACAAGGAGGUGGAGGCCUCCCACCUGGCCUUGACUGCCUCCAUCCACCAGAGCCAGCUGGACCGUGAGCGCAUCCUGAGCUUGGAACAGAGGGUGGUGGAGUUGCAGCAGACCCUGGCCCAGAAAGACCAAGCCCUGGGCAAGCUGGAGCAGAGCUUGCGCCUCAUGGAGGAAGCCUCCUUCGAUGGCACCUUCCUGUGGAAGAUCACCAAUGUCACCAGGAGGUGCCACGAGUCGGCCUGUGGCAGAACCAUCAGCCUCUUCUCCCCAGCUUUCUACACUGCCAAAUAUGGCUACAAGUUGUGCCUACGUCUCUACCUGAAUGGGGAUGGCACAGGAAAGAGGACCCACCUGUCACUCUUCAUCGUGAUCAUGAGAGGAGAGUAUGAUGCUCUGCUGCAGUGGCCUUUCCGGAACAAGGUCACCUUCAUGCUGCUCGACCAGAACAACCGUGAGCACGCCAUUGAUGCCUUCCGGCCCGACUUGAGCUCAGCGUCCUUCCAGCGGCCUCAGAGUGAAACCAACGUGGCCAGUGGCUGCCCGCUCUUCUUCCCCCUCAGCAGGCUGCAGUCACCCAAGCACGCCUACGUGAAGGACGACACCAUGUUCCUCAAAUGCAUAGUGGAGACCAGUGCUUAGGGCAAGCAGAGCUCCUCAGGGAGCACAGACUCAGACUGGGGGGCCUAGCAGGAUGGCUGUGAUGUCUUGCCCUUGGCACCCAAGAUCCAAGGGCACAAGGAUGGGAUGAUCUGAAUAGGACUGAUGGGUGACUGGGGCUGUCCACCAGCUUAGGAUGGCAGGACCUGGGGCUGGGCCUACAGAGGCAAGGGAUCUGGAAAAAGGCAGGUUAGGAUUGCUCUCCUCCACACCAACCACACAACACUAGAAGGCCGGGUAGCCACUCCAGCCCUGAAUGUUGAUGUGGACUCCAACCAAAAUCUGGAGAAAAUGGGGCCAGGCCUGGGGCACGGAUGCUGAACUGGAACUGUGGGACCUGAUCAGAGAAGCUCUUGGGAUAGGGAGGUCUCUGCAGAGCCACCAGGGAGAGCUGGAAACAUGCUUGCUCUCCUCCUGCCCAGGGGCAGAACCAGGACCAGGCGGUGGAAGGGACGGGGUGCCAACAUGAAUUCAAUCUGGCCCAGUAUGAGUUCCCCAUCACUGGAGGUGAACCAGC
Galeopterus variegatus (Sunda flying lemur) is the source of this 1918-nucleotide messenger RNA. It is a transcript of the gene TRAF1, whose product is annotated as TNF receptor-associated factor 1. Lineage: Eukaryota; Metazoa; Chordata; Mammalia; Dermoptera; Cynocephalidae. Bases 136 to 1383 code for a protein of 415 amino acids. Gene Ontology annotation, biological process: regulation of canonical NF-kappaB signal transduction; positive regulation of JNK cascade; regulation of apoptotic process. Gene Ontology annotation, molecular function: ubiquitin protein ligase binding; tumor necrosis factor receptor binding; zinc ion binding. Gene Ontology annotation, cellular component: plasma membrane signaling receptor complex; cytoplasmic side of plasma membrane. The record is from RefSeq and is a predicted model, not a curated record. The transcript is spliced from 7 exons.